Kuraishia capsulata CBS 1993 is the source of this 444-nucleotide messenger RNA. RefSeq lists its product as uncharacterized. The record is from RefSeq and is a predicted model, not a curated record. Gene Ontology annotation, biological process: spindle pole body duplication. Gene Ontology annotation, molecular function: microtubule binding; calcium ion binding. The transcript is spliced from 5 exons. NCBI's taxonomy places the organism in Eukaryota, Fungi, Ascomycota, Pichiomycetes, Pichiales, Pichiaceae. The coding region runs from base 1 to 444 and encodes 147 amino acids. Gene Ontology annotation, cellular component: half bridge of spindle pole body; mitotic spindle pole body.
AUGGAGCUUCUGGAUGAGCAGAGGCAGGAGAUUCGCGAGGCCUUUUCUCUGUUCGAUAUGGAUAACGAUGGAUAUUUGGAUUAUCAUGAACUCAAGGUGGCUCUGAGAGCUUUGGGAUUUGACAUGUCUAAAAGAGAAGUUUUGGAUAUCAUACAUGAAUACGACAGCGAUAACAAGAGGCUUAUCAACUAUGACGAUUUCUACAGGGUUGUCGGAGAGAAGAUCGUGAAGAGAGAUCCACUCGAGGAGAUUCGCCGGGCUUUUAAGUUAUUUGACGACGAUAACACGGGGAAGAUAAGUCUCCGCAACCUGAGAAGGGUUGCCAAAGAGCUGGGAGAGAAUCUCAGCGACGACGAGCUUAGAGCGAUGAUCGAUGAGUUCGAUCUGGAUGAGGAUGGAGAAAUCAACGAGGAAGAGUUCAUCAACAUCUGUACGGAGAACUAG